AUGAAUCGUCUCAGCUCACCAAGAACGUGUCUCAGUUCCGAGAAGCACGACGACCGGAUAAAGGACCACCUACUGCACUACCUUGGGUGCCUCGAAUUCAGCGAUCGAGAAAGCUUUUUCGAUGAGCUGGCCUCCGAAAAGAGGGAGGCUUGGAAGAAAAAUUGCCACAGCGAAUUGCGCCGUAUCGACUUCCUCCGUGUGAAGCUUGCUGAGGACGACAAUGACAAUCACCUGGUGGAUCAGGUGGAAAAUAGCCUUGAGAAAUGGCGCAAGUCUACCGAAUACGAGGCUAACAUUGGCAGAGUGAAGGAAUGGCGCCUGAAGAAUGGGAAAAAGAACGCCCAAACCCCCUCUAUAGGUAAAAGGGAGCUCCAGGAAUAUGUGCCGAAGAAGGACUAUGUGCCGAAGAAGGACGUUUCGGUGCCUAUCAUUCAGAUCGAAAACCGCCGAGGUGUGGAUGAGGAUGAUGAUCGAGUUUGGGGCAAAUUCCCGAACCAGAAGACCAACGUAUUCCAGCUACUGAAGCAAGAUGAGAAAGAAAAGAACUUGCUCUGCAAAGAACGUCAUCCCAAUCGAAUCAGAUAUUUCCAUAUUCCAUCGAACAACAUGAAGUGGGCUGAAGAAGCAAUCAGCGCGUACUUCACCGAGGAUCCUCCUGACUUCGACGCCAUACAUAGCGAGGUGGGCCCGGCCAAGACAAGAGCUUACAUGGUUCUACGAGAGCCCUAUUGGCGUAGCCAGAUGCACGGAGGGUCGCCAGCACCACCCCAUGCUCGAUACCUCAGACCACUGUGCUCUACGGUGUCUUCAUCAACUAACAAGGAAACGGACGGCUUCCCUAAGAACCUGGUGCUGUUUAUGCCUUACCUUCAUUGGGAUACUUCGAGGAAGCGAGAGCAGUUCGCUGGAGAGAUCGAUAGGAUCAUGAUGGAGGCCGACGUGAAGUCCAAGGAAGUUGAAGAGAACGAGAAAAGGCUUCGUCAAAGUAGACGGGAGGAUCUCCAUGAUGACCUGAAGCGCCCACAUCCCGGACAGUCGAAGUCAACGCGCAAAAUAGAGACAAUGAGUACGCUUGUGUGGAACAUGACGGGUGUGAAGCCAAUCCGCCCACAAGCCGAACAUUCCAAGUCAGUGCCCAAGAUAGAGACAAUUAGUACGCUUGUGGGGAACAUGACGGACGUCACGAAAAUGAACGCAUUCAAGAACCGACUGCCGGUGGAUGAGAAAGGCCGCGUGGAGGUGGUAAACCCCCUUGGGCAAUACCUCCUUGACGCCGCGAGACUCUACGAAGGCAUUAGCAACUAUCGAGACAAAAUGCUUCUACGGGCUUAUCUCUCCCAGGACCCUCCCAUGCAUCCACGUCGGACCCUCGACCAAGCCUACUACUGGACCAUCAACUCGACCAGGAAAAGAGAUCGCGACCAGGUUGUGUACCGUGGCACUACCGCGAAACCCGAAAGGUUCCACUCGUACAACCGCGAAGCUUGCAAAUGGACUGAACACGAGGACUUCGACAUCAAGGGACAAUGUGGGGAAUGCCGAGAAAACAUCAAAAAGGUUUCCAGGGUCAUAAUGGUUGACCAACUCUGGAUGUGGAUCUUAGACGAGAAGACCAUCAUCACUUGCUUUCCCAAGCGCUACGGUACCAACAAGAAUGACUCAUCCGGGGUUCAGAAGUCCAUCCGAGUACGCCUUAAAGACAAUGGUCCGGACCAGAUCCGCACUGUGUUCGAUCUGGGCCUCAUAGUCAUUGACGAAUGUUCCAAUACCUUCUUUGAUCGCACCAAGACAGCCGAUCGUCAGCCGCAAGUCAUUGAUGAAUUCUCCAAAGCCAUUGGCAACAUUAUGCAUAAGCAAACGGUUGCAUUCGAGAGGCUCUGGCGUUGGACUGACGAAGCGCGCGAUGUUUAUCGGUCGAACAGUAACGCGGAUACGUCGAAUCUGCACGUGCCUCUACUUGACAUUAACCCCGAAGGCAAGAUCGAACGAGAAAUUAAGGAUAUCAUCGAAGAACUUGAUAUCAUGCUACACAUCAACAAGACGCACAGCGAGGUCCUGAAGAACUUCAUCUUCAACGUCGAGCACAUUUUGGACCCUGAUGGUUCAUUCGGGAAAGCGUACAAGCGCGGCAAGACAAGCCGAAACCAUGUGGCGGCAGCUCGGCGCAAAGACGGAAGACCAACAAGCCAGGGCAGCGGGAGUCAGCCUACUCCAGACCACCAGGUAGAGAAACGCAAGGAUGACUAUCAUUGGUUCAAGCUCAACGCCGAUGAGCGCCUCGCGAGCGUUGCAAGGCGCAUCGAAGAGCUUGAAGAGCUGCGAAGCAGUGCUUUGAGUACUGCUGAAAGCGUCAAAGUUCUCCUCGAACUCAAACAACAACAAGCAGGCGUUGUCCAGGCUUGGCAAGCCGUCAAACAGUCUCAAGAGACUAUCAAGCAAGGCCGUUCCAUCAUGAUGUUCACACUUGUUACCAUCGUCUUCCUCCCGCUCUCUUUCUUGUCGAGUGUAUUCGGGAUGAACAACAUCGAGUUCUCUGGCGAUAGCUGGAGCAUUCGUGAGGAAUUCAAGUACAUGUUCCCCAUCUCCGCGGGUGUCAUCUUCCUCAGUCUGCUCUUUGCCUUCAGCGCCUGGGUCCGAGCCGGCAUCUGGUACCUCUACAAGUGGCUCGAAACAGCCGUUGUGGUGCAUACCGGUAUCUAUGAUCUGUGGCUCGACCUCAACAGCCCCAGCAAGGAAGUCCACCAGAGCAUCACGGAGUGGGCGGAACGGCAGAAGGCCGAGAGGAGGAGGACGUGGCUCGACCGCAAACGACAAAAGCGAGAGGAGCUGGACAAAGAGAAGGAGAAGCAAGCAGAGGUGCAGUCGCAACAAGAGGCCAGUAUGACAAGUGCGCGGGAGCCACCACGCAACGGCGUCCGCUUCGAAGAGACGACGACUGGAUACGAGAGUUCGUUACAGAGUAAGCUAGCGAUCCUUCAGACCGCGCAGCGUCCGACACUGAGUGAUAUGGAACGAGGUGAGGCGGGGACUGGCGAAUAG
Molecule: messenger RNA, 3039 nt
Organism: Anthostomella pinea
Lineage: Eukaryota; Fungi; Ascomycota; Sordariomycetes; Xylariales; Xylariaceae
Source: the annotation of a GenBank genome assembly